Messenger RNA from Aureobasidium namibiae CBS 147.97, 753 nucleotides. Its product is annotated as P-loop containing nucleoside triphosphate hydrolase protein. The coding region runs from base 1 to 753 and encodes 250 amino acids. Gene Ontology annotation, cellular component: cytoplasm. The transcript has a single exon. The record is from RefSeq and is a predicted model, not a curated record. NCBI's taxonomy places the organism in Eukaryota, Fungi, Ascomycota, Dothideomycetes, Dothideales, Saccotheciaceae.
AUGAGCACAUCCGGGAACAAGGCGGUGCUGAUAGGCGUGAGCGGUGUAUCGUCUUCGGGAAAGACGACGCUCGCCCGGCUACUCAGAGACAUAAUCCCGAACACAUUUAUCCUGCACGAAGACGACUUUUACAAGACAGAUCAAGAAAUACCUGUGAACGAAGAUGGGGUACAAGACUGGGACUGCCUCGGAUCACUUGACUUGGACUUGCUAGAAAAGGCUCUCGACUUCAUCAAGACGCAUGGAUACUUACCGCCAGACCUAGAGUCCAAGGAGGACAAGAACGCGGUGGGUGAGUCUGGAGUGGACAGGCAAAGGGUGGCCGGACUCAGAGAUGCAGCGCACCAAAAGCUGAAGUCGAGUUCCAAUGUGCCGGUCUUCAUCAUCGACGGAUUUCUGCUCUUCUCACAAGAGAUGAAACACAUCCGAGAACUGUUCGACGUCAAACUGUUCCUCCGGGCCAAUCACAAGACAGUCAAGCAGCGACGAGAAGCCAGAACAGGCUAUGUCACUCUGGAAGGGUUCUGGGAGGACCCUCCUGGCUACGUUGACUCUGUGGUUUGGGCAAACUACGCCAAGGACCAUGCAUUCUUGUUCGAGGAUGGAGAUGUGGAGGGACAACUGAGGGACGAGCUCUGUCAAGAGCUGAAGAUCGACACAGCACCUCUGGCAGUACAAACCAACAUGACUGAGUGCGUCACUUGGGCCUAUGAGAAGAUAUCAAAUCACUUGUCAGAGAGGGCAGCGAAUUGA